Batrachochytrium dendrobatidis JAM81 is the source of this 3510-nucleotide messenger RNA. RefSeq names its product ATP-dependent RNA helicase MTR4. NCBI's taxonomy places the organism in Eukaryota, Fungi, Chytridiomycota, Chytridiomycetes, Rhizophydiales. Gene Ontology annotation, biological process: maturation of 5.8S rRNA; RNA catabolic process. Gene Ontology annotation, cellular component: nucleus. Bases 112 to 3459 code for a protein of 1115 amino acids. The transcript is spliced from 5 exons. The record is from RefSeq and is a predicted model, not a curated record. Gene Ontology annotation, molecular function: RNA binding; RNA helicase activity; ATP binding.
GUUUUAUCUCGCUGCAUCUAAUAAACUGUGCACAGUCAUACACACUGAUUUUUUAAAGAAACCAGUUUUGGUUUAUUAGCCAAUUCUAACCUAAAGAUCCAAACCACUUCAAUGUCCAACAAACUUGAAGUUCAAGAUUUGUUUGGUGCCUUUUCUGACUCGGAUGAAGAUGUUCUAAUUUCUGCUCCUGCUCCAAUCCAAUCUAAAAGACUUGAACCUGCUUCUACUCUACCGUCAAAUCCUGUUAAUAAUGACCCUUCCAUCACAAAGCGACAACGUCUGGAUUUGCCUCUCGAUCAGAUAUCAACCCAUGAUAGUACUGGACUGCAGGAUACUGCCAUGGAGGUUGAAAAUGCCGAUGAGCAGCCUUCCGUGGUGAUUGUUGAUGAUUUUGGUCAGAAUGUAGAUCUGGAAUACGCUCAUGCUGAUGGCUUGAUUCCAAGUACAGAGUCUGCUACAACUGAUGCAAAUGGUGUUCCUGUUUCAUCUGAUAAAACCACUGGAGUCGAUGCAAAUGGUAGUGCUGUUUCUACAAAAGAGCAGUUGGUCAUUAGCCAUCAGGUUCGUCACCAAGUCGCUGUUCCAACCGGAUACGAUUAUACUCCACUUUCACAUGAUAAACCACCAGCUAAUCCAGCACGCACAUAUCCAUUCAAACUCGAUCCUUUCCAAGCAACCUCUAUUACCAGUAUCGAACGUGGCGAAUCAGUUCUAGUCAGUGCUCAUACUAGUGCUGGAAAAACUGUUGUGGCAGAAUAUGCCAUUGCAAAAAGUCUUCUUCAAAAACAGCGUGUGAUUUACACCAGUCCCAUCAAGGCAUUGUCAAACCAAAAAUACCGAGAGUUGCUUCAAGAAUUUGGAGAUGUUGGCUUGAUGACGGGUGAUGUCACAAUUAACCCUGGUGCAAGUUGUUUGGUCAUGACUACAGAAAUUCUUAGAUCGAUGUUGUAUCGUGGUAGCGAGGUCAUGCGCGAAGUUGCAUGGGUUAUUUUUGAUGAAAUUCAUUACAUGCGUGAUAAAGCUCGAGGUGUUGUUUGGGAAGAAACGCUUAUUAUGCUACCUGACAAGGUUAGAUUUGUGUUUCUGUCGGCUACCAUCCCCAAUGCAAUGCAGUUUGCCGAAUGGAUUUGCAAAAUUCAUAAGCAGCCUUGCCAUGUUGUAUACACAGAUUACCGUCCCACUCCCUUGCAACACUAUCUUUUCCCCUCUGGUGGCGAAGGAAUCUACCUUGCAGUAGAUGAAAAGUCUGUGUUUAGACAAGCCAAUUUCCAAAAAGCAAUCAGCGCAUUGGGUGAUGAUGCCACUGACCCAACUACUGGUGCAAGUAUCAAGAAAUCCACUGGAAGUUCCCGAAAAAGAGACGGCAGCACCAAAGGUCCUAGUGAUCUGUUCAAGAUUCUGCGCAUGAUCAUGGUUAAAAACUAUCAUCCAGUGAUUGUUUUUUCUUUUUCAAAACGAGAGUGUGAAGCCAAUGCGCUUCAACUGUCUAAAUUGGAUUUCAACGACGAUGAUGAAAAACAGCUGGUCAAGUCAGUAUUUGAAAAUGCAAUCACUUCUCUUAGCGAAGAUGACCGUGGACUACCGCAAAUUGAGCAUAUUCUUCCACUUUUAAAACGCGGAAUUGGAAUCCAUCACUCUGGUCUUUUACCCAUCUUGAAAGAGGUGAUUGAGAUUUUAUUCCAGGAAGGGUUGCUCAAGGUUUUGUUUGCCACUGAAACCUUUUCUAUUGGUCUCAACAUGCCUGCAAAAACGGUUGUCUUUACUGCAGUACGCAAAUUUGAUGGCAAAGAAACACGCUGGCUCAGUGGAGGUGAAUACAUUCAAAUGUCUGGCCGUGCUGGCCGUCGAGGUCUUGAUGAUCGUGGUGUUGUCAUUCUCAUGAUUGAUGAAAAGAUGGAGCCCAAUGUUGCUAAAGAUAUGCUCAAGGGUGUCUCUGACCCACUCAACUCUGCAUUCCAUCUUACCUAUACGAUGAUUCUAAACUUAUUGCGUAUUGAGGGCGUGAGUCCAGAAUAUAUGCUUCAAGGAAGCUUUUUUCAAUUCCAAAACUCUGUUCGUGUGCCUCAACUCAUCAAGGAUAUGGAUAUUUUUGAAAAGCGUCGAGAUGGCAUCUUGGUUGAGGACGAGCAGCUUGUUGGAGAAUAUUACCAAAUACGAUCGCAGCUGGAGCUGUAUAGACGGGAUAUGCGGGAUGUUCUCAAUCAACCAGCAUAUAGCGUUCCUUUUCUUCAGCCUGGUCGUCUAGUCAGGAUUGCACGUGAAUCUACGACAGAAAAUCCCAAUGGCGAUUUUGGAUGGGGAAUCAUUGUUAAUUUUGUGAAGCCUCAGCAACCGAAAGCCAAAAUGGGAGGCAAUAUUAAGACUCUGACUGAAGAGCCUCAGUAUAUUGUUGACGUUUUACUCAACUGUGCUCCGGCUGAGAAUGAUGAUUCCAGUGCAAGCAGCCUACUAUCUACCAGUGUUCAGCCAUGCCCAAAAGAUAUCAAACGUGGCAGUGCAUUAAUUGUUCCGUGUCUUUUGAAUGCGUUUGAUGGCAUCUCAUCUGUGCGCAUCAAUAUGCCCAAAGAUAUGCGACUGCUGGCUUCGCGCAGACAAUGUUUGGCUACAAUCAAAGAAGUCGAAUCAAGAUUCAAGGACAAGGUGCCAAUACUUGAUCCUAUAAAGGACAUGAGAAUUGAAGACGCUUUAUUUCAAAAACUAGUGAGCAAAAUUCAUGUUCUUGAGCCUCGUUUAUACGAACAUGCAUUACACAAUGAUCCACGGCUACCCGAGUUGUAUUCCAGUUAUGAAUCUAAAAUGAUUCUUGUAGCGAAAAUCAAGGAUAUUCGACGACAAAUCACACAGGCUGAAUCUGUACUUCAAAUGGACGAACUCAAAGCUCGUCGACGUGUUCUCCGCCGACUCGGAUAUACCAAUGCGCAAGAUAUUAUUGAAAUUAAAGGCCGUGUUGCUUGUGAGAUCUCUGCUGGUGAUGAGCUUGUCUUGACUGAGCUGCUCUUCAAUGGUGUUUUUACAGAUCUUACAGUUGAUCAAACGGUAUCGCUUCUCAGUUGUUUUACUUUUGGCGAACGUAGUGGUGGUGAAGAUCCUACAGUAUCAUUUCCUGACACACUUAAACAACCCUUGCGCAUUCUUCGAGAAACAGCGAGAAAGAUUGCGCAAGUCAGUCAGGAAAGCAAAAUGACGAUUGACGAAAAAGAGUAUGUGGAGAGCUUCCGGCCCGAUCUAAUGCAAAUUGUGAUGAGCUGGUGCCAGGGAGCCCGGUUUGCUGAUAUUUGCCGAAUGACGGAUAUUUUCGAAGGAAGUAUUAUUAGAAGUAUGAGGCGGUUGGAAGAGUUGUUGAGGCAAAUGGUUGCAGCUUCAAAGAGUAUUGGAAACUCUGAUUUAGAAACCAAAUUCACUGAAGGAAUUGCAAAAAUCAAGAGAGAUAUUGUAUUUGCAGCCAGUCUGUACUUGUGAACAAGUUAUAUUUUAGGAAUGAACAGGUUCAUUUUAGUCAUAUUCACGUAG